CAGAAAUCAAAUCAAAAUAUUACUCUAGUUAUCGAAAGAUGAAAGGAUGAACCGCAACUCUUUAGAUACAGGCACCUUCGUGCAACAAGGUUCUGAAUGGAGUUUGGUACAUGCCUCAUUGCUAGCCUCAUGUUUUUUAUCUAUGAAUAUGUUUUCGAAGUAUCCUCUGGACCAAUACCUUGGUUCCGGUUGGUCAUGCCUAUGCUUUGUCAUGUUUCAUAUGAUAUACAGUUGCCCAAUAGCAUACUUGCAGUUCAGGAUUUUCAGUCGUUGUCGUGAAGGAGUUUUCGUACUUUUUGAUAGAUAUGUCCCCAUAUCUAAUACUAACCUUAUCAAAUUUAUAAUUGGGGUUUAUUUUAUUGCCAUAUCCUUCGUGUACCUAUUUUUCACGUUUUAUAACUGUGACGGUAGAAAUUGCAUUGGUGGGACAUAUGUAUGGGGAUCUUGUUCGGAUUCAUGGAGUGAAGGAGACUGCAAGGAUAACUACAAAAUAGUACACGCAGGUCCAGUCCCCGAGGAAAAAUUUAUGCUUAAUUUCAUACUCAUGAGAAGUGAUAGUAUUCUAUCUGGAUGGGAAAUUACCCCCUGGUUUAGUAUUCGUGGUUUAAUUCUAAUUCCCUAUUUAGCAGCAUUUAUCCUUAUUUUUCUCAUGACUAUUGGCGGUUCAAAGGUGUUUGGUAUGUUACUCUACAUAUUAUCACCAUUGGCUGUAUGUUUACUCAGUGGAGUACUGAUUACAAUACGUGUGCAAUAUGCUAAUUCAACUAAUCAGUUAUCCGACUAUUAUACAAAAUUUUAUCAAAUGUUUUUCACAUCAAUACCGAAUAAUCCUGACGGGGUGGAUACAUUUCAAGUGCAACCAUUAGUUUGGGGAUUUCUUUCUACAUUUGUUCAUUUAUCUCAGUCAUAUAAUCUGUGGAAUGGAGUUUAUCCAACCAUAGGUAAACUGAUCAAUGGUGGACGUAAAACACGACAUUUAGGUUGGAUUCCAGUGGUGAUAGGAUCAGCUUUACUCGGACAGUUACCAGUACUAAUUAUGCUUUUCGCUACCGCUUCAUCUUAUGAUCCACAAUAUGUUCGAUGUCAUUUAAGUGUUGAUUGGCUGGCACCAUUUGUAAUUAUGUCACAUAUUUUCUCGAAAUUUUCAAGUCCUCGACUUUUGGUUGCAUCAUAUUUUCUUGGACUCUCAUUAUUCCUUUUAUUAAAUCAAUCCUUAAUACUAUUCAGUACAACAGAACAUAUUGUUGAUCAUUUGAUUACUAAUAAUGAAAAAUAUGAAGAUCAUUAUAAACGCAUAUAUCGUUGUUCAAUUAUAUUCAUCAUUCUAUUACUUGGAUUACUUGGUGUACCUUUAAUUACUCAGGCUGGUUUUUAUUGGAUACGCUUAAUUGAUUGGUUUGUUGAUCGUUUAAUGUUGAUAUCAGUGCUUGGACAAGCAGCUGGUUUUCUCACUGUUUAUGCACAUUUACGUGGCAGUAAAAUAGAAACACCGAUGGUGAAAACAAUCAUAAUUUGUAUUUAUGCUAUACUCAUUACUAUUUCCAGUGGAAUUUACAUUUGGUACAUAUUGUCAACUUUAAAAAAACCACCUGAUUUUCAAUGUCGUACAUACAGUCAAGCACCGUUAAAUGAUCCAAUCCAGAAUAAUUUUAUUUUACUCGGUUGGUUGAUUGCAUUUGGUCCAAUACUAUUGGGUUCAAUCAUUGGAUUGAUUAUGACUUGUAUACGUUUUCAUAAUCACCAUUGUGAAGGAUAUUCGUAUUUCAAUUAUUUAUUCAAAGGUGAUUAUGGUCGACAAAAAUUUAUGCAAAAAACAGCACAAAUAUCACAUAUGAAAUAUAAUCUUCCUAAAUAUUCCAAAAUGCCAACAAAUCUUUCAUGGACUAGAAUAAAUAACUUUAACACUGUUACUGGUUCUACUAAAUUCAUGUCAUCAAAUUUAUCCCAUUCCAAUGAUCUUGGAAUGAAUAGAACAAUUUAUCGAUCUGUUGGUGAUCGAUUAGGCAAUUUUGUUUCGUCUAGUCAAGAUAUUGCUCAUGCUUAUUCUACAAAUCAGCUACCUAAUUAUCAUGAACAUAAUGAAAUGAAUCCAUUGAAUUCUUAUUUACUUCCUCCACAUAGAACAUCUGAAGUAAACAUCUACAAAAAUAAAUCAGCAUCAAGAUAUAAAGAUUAUCAAUAUCAGAAAACUAAGCAUCAUAAACCUCAUAUUUAUCCAAAUCACCGUUCAUUUGGUACAUUGGAUAUAUAUGAAAGUGAAGAAUUCUUGUAA
This is a messenger RNA of Schistosoma turkestanicum, 2272 nucleotides long. The record is from the annotation of a GenBank genome assembly. Lineage: Eukaryota; Metazoa; Platyhelminthes; Trematoda; Strigeidida; Schistosomatidae.